Molecule: messenger RNA, 720 nt
Organism: Sorex araneus (European shrew)
Lineage: Eukaryota; Metazoa; Chordata; Mammalia; Eulipotyphla; Soricidae
Gene: THAP8
Product: THAP domain containing 8
Exons: 4
Coding region: 1-720 (239 amino acids)
Source: RefSeq, a predicted model, not a curated record
AUGCCCAAGUACUACCGCGCUCCGAACUACGCCAGCACCGCGGGCCGGCUGAGCGUGGACAAGCGCCCUGUGAACUUAUAUAAGGAAGCGUUCCCCCUGAAGGAUGGACCCCGGCUCCAGGCCUGGCUGCACCACAUGGGCCGUGAGCACUGGGUGCCCAGCUGCCACCAGCACCUGUGCAGUGAGCACUUCACACCCUCCUGCCUCCAGUGGCGCUGGUGGGAGAUUGAAGAAUUCCGGAAACCCCCAGAAAUCCGAGGUGCUCCCACCGCCUUUGCAGGAAGCCCUCCACUCUGCCGGCCGGCGCCUGAUGCCGUACACCUGGUGCUGUUAGACCCGGAGACCCUCGCGUGCAGGGCGCUGCUGGCUCCUGAAGGGCAACGCCAGGCCGUCCCCACCCAAUUCUCCUGGGCUCUGCUGGGCGUGGCGCCGGGAGCGCUGCGGCGGAGGGUGCGGCGGCUGCAGCAGCGCCAGGCGCGGCACCAGGAGCAGUUUUGGACCUUGGAACAGCUGGCGCAACAGCUGUUCGGGUGGAGCCUGCGGGGGGGGGGGGGGGCGUGGGCGGGCCAGCUGUGCGCGCUCCCCCGACCUGAGAAAUCUCGGGCCUUCACCAUCAUCUGCGGAUGGUCCGACAGAGCUGUGGUCCUCGGUCAGGGCCCCAUGCCCCCCACUCUGGAUGCCACGCCCGAUCUUCUGGACUGCGAGACCCCUGGUGCAUAG